Zeugodacus cucurbitae (melon fly) is the source of this 5993-nucleotide messenger RNA. RefSeq lists its product as uncharacterized. NCBI's taxonomy places the organism in Eukaryota, Metazoa, Arthropoda, Insecta, Diptera, Tephritidae. The transcript is spliced from 8 exons. The coding region runs from base 2488 to 5721 and encodes 1077 amino acids. The record is from RefSeq and is a predicted model, not a curated record.
UAAAUUUUAAUUAUGUUGAGUGCUUUGAACUGGCUGUAAAUAAAGAAAAUCAUAGAUUUAUUUACUUCUGUUUGAAGAAAUAUUAAAAUUUUUUUAAGAAAAAUUCAAAAUUACAUUAGAACAUUGCUUUUUAAUUAAGGUUAUAAAGGGUUUUUCAAUAAGAGCGCUAAAAAAGUUUAUCUUCUUCUUCAUUCCUGUGAAAGAACAUUCGAUGCCAUUAUGUAUGGAACUCGAUUUAUUUUGCAUGACCACUACGGGCACGCUUGCAAAAGUCCAGAGGCUGAACUCAAUUUUCGACGGUUUACAAGCAUAAAUCGGCCGAUACUGUUGCAAAUCAAGUACUGAACACAAAGACGACGACACGAUACGACGUAGCGACGGCUGAUCACAAAUGUCGCUUUGAAGCCAGCGACAUCUGGAACAUUUGAAGACGGCAGCGACUUAUCAAACAGCAAUUUCAUUGUUGCCGCACUAAAAUCGUUCACUUCAAUAAAAUUUACAUAUUUAGUUUAAAGUGAAAUUAUUUGUUCAAAAAAUGUAAAAAUGGUCGAUUUAUUUGUUUUAAAUAAGCGAUUGUUAUUAUAAAUAUUAUAUCAAAACUAUUUUACGUUUCUGCUGGCAAAAAAACGUCAUAUUUGUUAUAACUUAUAAUAAUUUUACAUUUCACAUAAUAGUGGCAACUCUACAGCUGCCCAUUGUCGUCGCCAAAAUUAGAAACAUUUUUAAUUUAGCGACAACGACAACUACAAGCCGGUUGUCGCGAAGUCGUGCUGUUGUCAAAAAAUCGGUGCCCAUAAGAACGCGUGUAUUUUAAUAUUUGACUGAUGUCGCUCGUCGCUUGUCGUCUUCUAUGUGUUCAGCACAUCACGUUCGAUAUUCGUACGAAGUUCAUCAAUCGUCGCUGGUUUGCUGACAUAGACCAUAGACUUGACGUAGCUCCACAGGAAAUAGUCUAACGGCUAUCUAUCACACUAGACUGCCAAUUGAUGCGCCAUUUCGUGAGAUAACACAUUCACCACGUUGGUUUUCAAUAACGUUGAUUUUCAAUAAAUCGAGUGUGACAUUCGCUGUGUGGCUUGUGGCGCCGUCCUAUUGGAACCACAUAUUGUAAUAUUCGGUUAUCAUUGCGCGGUAGCGAUUCCCCUUUCGCACCAACCGUAUUUUUUCGGUAUGCAAUGGUGACUCAUGGAGUCCAUGGAGAUUGCUGUCUGACCAAUAACGCAUAUUUUGCUUGACGAAGCUAUUCAGCCAGAAAUGAGCCUCAUCGCCACAACAACGUCAUAGAGAUGCCGAACGGUUGAGAACGACGUAUGAGAGACUUAUUUGGGUCUUCCUCAUUUGAUGCGCUAGCGGCAGCAAUAUUUUCGACACUACCGGCACCUCUUUGUCUCACUGUUAUGUGAACAUUUUGUACUGUUCCUGUGGAUUCAAAUUUUUCCACUAGAUCUGGUCGUUUAUGAUUAUGACAACCAUAAAUUUCGGUAGUAACUUUUAAUAUUUCGACUCGUUGUUGGAUCAUUUAUCUUUCCAUAAUGAAAUGGCAGACCUUACUGAUGAGAAAUUUUAGAAGAGCUUUUGUUGCAUCCAUUUUGAAAACCCCUUUUUAUUUUUUAUUCUCUUUGAAUGAUAAUUUGAAUUUUUUUUUAGAAAAUCCAGAGAAAUAAACAAUAGAAGUGUUAUUUUAAAUCUGAAGAACAGCUUUAAACAUACCGAAAAUAUAUAUUGUAUAAAUACUAUCAACUAGCUGAAUUGCUUAUUAAAAAAAAUAUCGUAGAAAUAAUAAAUAUCGUAAUAAAAAUUAAAAAAAAAAAAUAAUAAUAAAAAAAACAAAUGUCAAAAAUAUUAAAAAACGGGAAAUAAAAUAACUAAUUAUAUUAAAGAAAAAUUAAAAUAAAAAGUUUAAAAUAGAAAAAUAUAUAAUAUAAACAAUUUCAAUUAAUUACAAAAGAAGUAUAGAAAUGUAGUAUUGUUAACAUAAUUAAAAAUAUAAGUGAGUUUUGAUUGUUAUAUAAACAAAAAAUUAAUGCAAAAAAUUUUAAUAAUAAAUAAAAAAAAAAAUUAAAAAGAUUAAAAAUAAAAAUGAUUAUUUAAAACAAAAGUUAAAAUAAAAUUAAUGAUAAAAAGUUACUGCAAUAAUGUAUAAAAUUUGAGAAAGUAAUAAUAAUACAUUGUCCAAAAAGUUAUAAGAGUGAUGACAUGAUAUUGAAGUGAUGCGAUGACGCGACGUGAAAUUUAAAAACAAGGAAAGACAUUAAAAAAAUUCAUUCUCAUUAUAUUAUAAAAUUUAAAGUAUUUUUAUGCAAUUAAUCGCCAGCGAGGCGACAGUGCAACACAAUUGUUUGUUUAACUAAGUUACACAUAUACAUAUAUAAAGUGCUGUCGUUAGAGCUGCAAACACUCGCCAGAUAGUGCCAUAGUGAAGACACACUUCCGUGACACAGGCGGGCGUACGCCAAGCGCGACAGCAGUUGGUGGUGAAAACGUGUCAUGCAUUGGCUCGAUGGCAGCAUUUCGCUGGAUGAAAAUUUAAUUAGUGGACGCGUCAGCGGCGGCAGUAACGGUGAAAAUAGCGACAACAAUCAAAGUAAAACAUCGUUGAAAGCAAAACGAAGACGCCUCGCUCAUUACAAGCUCAGCAGCAGAUUGGAUCGAAAGUCAUCACGUGGCAUGAUCUAUGAGAAUGAGGAGCUGAGGCUGCGUACCAUAAAUAUAAAUGCUGAGGUUGAGAGAGGGCAAUCGGACAUCAAACGCUUGCGUAGAGAGAAUGAACAGCUGCGUCGCGAGAUUUGGACGCUACGCGAUGAGUGCGAUCGCUUGAAUAAGCGCUUCAAGGCGAAGCUACUGGAUCACGAGCAUUGCAACCGGCAUAGCAUUUGUAGUGGCGGCGGGCGCGGUAGCGGGCACAUUUGCGACAGUAACUGCAACAGUGAUGAUUCAGAUUCCUGUGAUACUUGCAAGGGCAACGAUGACCAGUGCAACGAUGAGUGUUGCACUGGUGGCAGCUGUCCACAGCUGGCGACAAAGCAACCUAUUAUUGAAUUUGCGCCUGAUACGCCCACGACAACAGCGACAGCACCCAACUUUGUGGUCAAAUCAGCGGGUGGUAAUUCUGAGAGUGUGCCAAAUCUACAUCAAGCAUUCGAUCAUUUGUCUGUGGUAUCGGAGGAAACGUUGAGUAACGUCGACCAGCAUACGCAUGUGCCACACAAUGAACUGCUGCACAUAUAUACGUGCGAUGGCGGUGGCUCACAGAUGACAUUGCCAAGUUUGGUCGGGCCGCUGACACCGUUGACGCCCAUCGAACAGGUGGCCAAUCAGCUGAAUGAUCUGCAAGCGGUUGUGCCGCCAUUAUCAUAUUUCGAGAAUGUGUUGCAAGAUCAUAUGGGCUCUAAUAUAGGUAAUACACCCAAUAUGAGCUCGCCUACUUCGAAACUGAUGCGCCACACCAAUGGUUGGGACUACAAGCUGCAAUCACCUUUCGCUCAUAGAAAGAUUUCAACAGAUGCUUCGCCACCGGCGCUGCAAAUUGCUACACCGAUUACGCAGAACUCUAUGCAACAACAACAACAACAACAAAAAAAUCAACAACAGCGCUUGGCGCCUCCUCAACUGUUAACCACAUUUGUGCCAUCAAUAGUGGCGCCGCCGGCUUGUAAUGAGUCGGUAGCAAACUCCGCAAGCCUCACGAUAUCAGCGCCGAGUGUUCAACCACCAAACACGACUGCCGUGGAGACGGUUGCAAUUACAACGACGCCAUCGAAUGCUUUACCAACGCUAAAUAGCCCAAGGCAUUUCUUUGCGCCACUAAAGCCACGGUUAAAAAUCAAUACAACUUUAGCUAACAAAGUGCUGACAGGUGACGCCAAUGCGCCCACGGAGUCUACGCCGAUAUCAACACCUACAAGCACUGACGCUGCUGAUGCCAAGACCAGCGGUUGUCACAAUUGUGAACCGCCGGACCUGUAUGUGCACAACGGCUUGGCCUCACCCUAUCAGCAUCAGGCAUUGACGGGGUCGGGCGCGGACAACGCAGUGCCGCCACCAAUACCACAACGCGGUAGCUCCUCCCAAACGGAGUCCGUGAAUCUGGAAACCAUUCUUAAUGAUAUUCAAGCAAUAUCGGAGGACAUCCUAGCUAUUCAACUCGACAAACGAAGAGAAAAUGACAACGCCUUGAAUAAACCGCUGGAGCAGAGUGACAAGAAUAAAAAGCCCUACCGCUCGGAAAUGAAUUUAACACUUCAGUACGAUGGAACGAAUCAAGGCGUAGUCGCUUCCAAUAUAGCAGCCACUAGUGCCAAUAAGACAGCAACUGCCACACAAACGUCCGUUAGCGGCAAUGCCAACGGCAACAAUCGCUGUACGCGUUCAUUGGAACGCGAGCAUACGGACAGUCCCUCGCCUCAUGUACCCGACGCAAUGGUGCCUUUCCCAGAUAAGCGCACCUACAUCGGCUUCGAUCAGCUAAACAAUGAGGCGUGCCUUGAGUUGCCGCCAACGAGUGUCGCAAAUAUGCAGAGAUCGCCUCUACCGCCUAUAUCUGGCUUAGCUAAGCAGGCACAACCACCAACGCCGCCAGCGCGCGGAUUUCCAUCCCCAUUGAAUAUACGCUGCGCGGGUGUAGCGCGUGCUACGCCUGUAGCUAUACCACAACCACCUACAGAUGAACCGGCAGGAGCGCAGAUUGCUAAGCCGAUGACGCUUGGUCUUGCGCCUAAUAAAAGUCAACUGUAUACAGCGGUGGCGAACGCGGCUGCAAAGCGUGCGCAAUAUCGCAGUGCAACAUCGCAUUCAUUGGAUAUAGAAUUGAAUGCGGCAGGCGCUGCGGCGAUCAACGAGACAAGUGCGGCUGAUGCGGCAAAUGAGGCGCUUGCUAGUGAGGCAGCGCGUCGGAAGGCGCGACGUGUUUCAAUCGUGUGCGGCGACUCAAGUACGCCAGACUCACCAGAUCCGGUGACCAAUACACACUUAGUUCGAUCUCAAGCACAAAUAAAUUUAAGCGGCAUGCAGGAUGGUGGCGCAAACAAUGUCAUUACUAACAAUUCCAAUAUAGCGAACACAACGAACCAUCCAACUAUUGGCAGCUGCACAGAUUUACAGUCCGCGUUGCUCAAUCCGGCACUGCGUAGUCUCAAGCAAUCCAGCCAAAGCACUCCCAACUCACCACAUUCCGUGCGGCGUCGUAGCAACAGUAAUACGAUGAGUCCGAGUAACGGCGUUGCUGAUCCCACACAUCCACAAUCUCUCUCGGCGAAUACGUCGCCGAAGCACGCCGCCAACGCGCACCAUCGCCAUACGAAUAGCAGUUGUAGUAAUCUAGCGGCGGCACAUCAACGCAAAUCCAGCCAAGACUCGACACGUACCAAUGCGGGUGAAGUCGCUACCGCCGAGACGGUCGCCGGGCGCUCACGUUGUUCUCGUCGUCACUCCGAUGGCACCGUUGCGAGUAACGCGCAGCGUGUCAGCGGCACUUCCGGCCAUCAUCACCAUCAUCAUCAUCAUCACCAGCAUACAGCGUCGAUGCUGAGCAAUAAUCUACACAGUCACCACUCACAUCAGGAUAGCACUUCAUAUUCGGAGCACGGUUCGAAUAGUUCAGCCUCGUCGCGGGAGUCGUCAACUUCGUUCAGUGUGCGUUCGAAUCGGCGCAAGAUUUCCAUCAGUUCGCAUACGGGUGGCAAGAUACCGUGGUGCGGGUGCUGGGGCAAUGGUUGCUUGUAGGAUGAGAGUGUGGGAUAAUGUAAAAACACGAACGACGAACUGGAUGUAGUAAAUAAUUUUAGUUAAUAAAGUAAUAAAGUAUGAGUAAUUAAUUCGACUAUAUAUAUAUACAUAUAUAGUUUUAGUGUAAACUCUUUACUUUUAUCGUAAAUUAGUAAAUUAAUUGUAUUUUAUUACGCUUUGGGUUAGUCAAUAGGGCAUUUGUUUGUAUGUAGCUUACAAAUAAUAUAAAUAAAAUGAAAUAAACAUAUAAAUUGUAAUUAUCAACUGAA